Molecule: messenger RNA, 759 nt
Organism: Macrosteles quadrilineatus (aster leafhopper)
Lineage: Eukaryota; Metazoa; Arthropoda; Insecta; Hemiptera; Cicadellidae
Product: peptidoglycan recognition protein 1-like
Exons: 4
Coding region: 1-651 (216 amino acids)
Biological process (GO): peptidoglycan catabolic process
Molecular function (GO): N-acetylmuramoyl-L-alanine amidase activity; zinc ion binding
Source: RefSeq, a predicted model, not a curated record
AUGGAAUCAACAAGUACCUCACUGCUCUCUGAAGAACUGUCAGACUUGAUUGGUGCCAAUUCAUCGUCAACUGCUUUAUUCAGUAAACUUAGCAAGGAGCUAGGAUACCCGGACAGCAAAACAGGAUGGGAUAACCCAACGUUCAUACUGUACGAAAGGAAGGAUUGGCAGGCUCUGCCUACUUCGCAGACACCGCCUAUCGUGAAGCCUGUCAGAGCAGUCAGGUUUACAGACACAGGCCCAGGUAUACCUUACUGUACGGACCAUGAGAUGUGUGCACCGAUCAUACAACAACUACAGCAGAAACACAUCCAGGACCUGGGCAUGGUCGAUAUACAGUACAACUUUCUGAUCGGCAACGACGGCACCUUAUUUGAAGGCAGAGGCUGGCAUUCCGCACCUCACAUGACACCGGAGGAGGAGCAGAUUGGAGAGUAUUUCUAUCAUUUCGCUUACAUAGGCGACUUUAGCAGAAGAAGCCCAACAUUCCAUAUGCUUACCAAUGGAUACAGCAUGAUGGUUAAGGGAGAGUCGUUGAAGUACAUUGUGAGACCUCCAAAGAUAACUAAUUUGAAAACACUAAAAAAGUCAGUUGAAAAUGAAUUGACUCUGUUAUAUAAGCGUUUUGAACAGAAGCAUCCAGAUUUGUAAGAAUACGUUGUCAUUGCAAUCCUAAAAUUGUAUAGCUUUAAACAAAGGUAACUAGGUAUAAUACUAGAAAGGUAUACAACAAAAACUAUCCAUAAAACAAUAUAUGUU